AGUCCUCAUCGUCUUCUCUGUCCAUUCAACCCCCAAUAUUACCAUCUUUGCUCCGCCCUUCGCUUUCUCAAUGACCUUUCCGGACACAAAUGAAGGAGAUUGGGCGUCGAGACGAGCUGCGGCACUAGCCCAACUUACCUCAGACUCGCGCCUGACUUCAUUAUCCCCCGCCUCUGCUUGCGACUCACCUUUAUCUUCGUUCCCCUCAUCACAUCAAACACUCGCCCAACAUUCAAAAUUCCCUCGUGACGAUCCCAUUGCAUACGGCGGCCACCCUAAAAACAAAGACCGACCAUAUCCUCUCUCUCUCAUCCCCUUCGACCUCAGCGAACCUUAUGAGGUCUCCGAAUACCUUACUAUCCGCUCCUACGAUAAGGCGUGCCAAGUCGACUACCUGGGCCAACCCUGGGCCAAUGAGUACAGGGACGGGAUGAUCGGUGACGAGCAGACGUUCGACGACAGAAUUUUUCGUCGCUAUCUUGAUCGCUUCAUUCAAGAGAACUGCAACUACAUGGCGAUGGCUACAGAGUUCUCACAUCAAGCAAAUUUGAAAACGGUCUUCUACGACAGAUAUGACAAAGAGUGGGCCAAGCUAGAUCUGGUGGAUAUGUACAGACGGCGGACGGGGAAAAUUCUGGGAGCCCCCUCUCAAUCGCAAGGCACUUCCAAAUCAAAAAAGGAUGUUGCCACUACUCCGGACGCCUCUCUCAUCGGCAGCGUCAACGAUCCUAGCUCUCCAUCGGGCCGGAAACGGAUGCUUUACGCAGUCAUCGAACUGAAGUGGAUGAACUUAGCGGCUCUACUUACCGGCGAGGCUAAAAGUCAAACCGACGAGAAAGCUCUUAGUUACCUCUGCCAGGAAGGCGUGUUUCAAACCAUGUGGUAUGUCAUCUUGGGCUACGCCAUUUCACGCUGCAUCUUCGGCCUCUCCAUAGUCAACGAAUAUUUCUAUAGAAUUGUGUAUCUCUAUCAAGACUCGGCCUCAGACAGUCCCGUGCUUGCCCUGGAGGCAAGCAAAGAGUUCUUGGAGAACGCCGGGCAACAUUUUGGAUAUCCGCGGGAUGGUUACUCAGUCGAAGAACUUGCAGAGCUGCAAGACUUUUGGUCGUCGCCUCCCAAUUGUCUGAUCAGCGACCGUGCCAACGCCACUCUGAAUAAAGAGGCAAGGUAUCACCUCGAUGCGACCAUCCUCUUGUUCCUCGCUCAUGCAGCGGCACUUCCAACGCAACGCUUCCUCAACGACCUGCCCCUCCCUUUUGCUCAUCAUGUUCCUGUUGAUGCGACCGCUCAUUCAGCCACCGACAUGAGAUUGAAAGGAUUAGAAGUUGGGCGCAGGCGACACAGUCUUCGUUCGACCAAGAGGAACAAGCGCACAUUGGCGGAUUUGUAUGAUGAAGAGAAAGAUGAAGAGGACAAGCCAGGGGACCGAGAGGACAAGUCAGGGGACCGCAAGCCGCCUGGGAAGGAUAAUCGCAACAAUGAUCCUAGGAACGAUGGUUCACAAGGGGGAAACUCUGGCUCCGGAGGCGAUAACUCUCGUGGCGGAGGCUCUGGUCCUGGGGGCGAUAACUUACAUGACGGAGGCUCUGGUUCUGGCCGAGGACAUGAAGGCUCCGACUCUCGAGAUGUCGGCGGAUAUGAAGGUUCUGAGUCUAGGGAUGACGGCAGAGACCCUGUUCAAGAUGGCGCCGGAGGCCCCUCUACUCAUCUCGCUGAGGCUGCCGACAUUCGAACGCCUACGACACGACAAGAGUUCUUGAGAGGCCUCCAGAAGCUAUCCACUCCUGGAAAUAUGUUAGACAUGAAAUCAUCCAUUAUUGCCUCCCUCAUCUCCAAUCCGCAUACCAGUACUUCUGUGGCUCCCUCCUCUCCCGGGGUUAACUCCACCACGUCGUCGGAGGAUGUUCAUUUCCCGGAUCUGUCAUUGGACUCCAAUGGCAGAACUCUCGUCCAUUGUGAUUUGUCCACCGAUCCCCUCCCAAAAGUUCACAAGUCCACCCCUCUUGAUCUCGAUCUCGAGGACAUCGACCCGGAAACGGGGGAGCUUACGUUGGCGGCCUAUAGGGACCGCCUCGCAAUGCUGGGGGUACGGGUGAAGUUGGUAACAAGGGAGGAGAUGGACGUCUUGCUGGCGCGGGGAUGAAGGGACAGCUUCGGCUGUUGAGUGGGUGGACGGAGAGGAGGGGAUAGCGGUUUCUGUUGUAUAUAUUGGUUUUUGUUGUAUAUAUUCGUUUCUGUUGUAUAUAUGGUUUCCGUUGUACAUAUUGGAAGUUGAGAUAGAC
Molecule: messenger RNA, 2282 nt
Organism: Cryptococcus deneoformans JEC21
Lineage: Eukaryota; Fungi; Basidiomycota; Tremellomycetes; Tremellales; Cryptococcaceae
Exons: 3
Coding region: 71-2143 (690 amino acids)
Source: RefSeq, a predicted model, not a curated record